UAUUGGUGGCUCGUUUGAUUAUUCAGCCCACAAGUUUCACUUUGCCAGUAAUUGGUAUUUUCACUCUUCUUAGUAGACAAUUCAUUGAAAUGGAAUCCUCUAGUUUGUUUGUAAUUUGGUCACUGUCGGGCUACCUCUUUAUUUUUAUUAGUUAGUAACGUGGAAGUUGAGAGAUUUAGCCACGGAAAUGAAACCACUACCAGGUCGCAAAAAAGAAAAACGUCACACUGGUUUGCAAAAUUCCUCAAUAUUUUUUAUUAAUUGAAGAUAUUUUUUCAUUGCGUAUUGUAAUCAUAUGGUUUUUUUUCGUGAAAAUAUAACUAAAACAACAAUAUUGGCAAGCUAGUUUUGCUUUAAUACCCCUAUGAAUUGCAAAUCUUUUCAAGCAUCUGAAGGGCUAUAGAGGUUUGAUAAGGCAGUUAUUUGUAGAGCCACACAAAGAGGACUCAUUACACCGCAGUCUAAUCAUGCCUUCGAAACACGUAUGAAAAACGAAUAGCACACGCAUUCAGAGCCAUGGGCGACUUUCAGACUGGCUAAUCUUCUCCCCAUGGAAAGAGCUAGAAUCACUGCUAUAAUAAUAUCCUUCUAUUGACGGUGAGAGCAAACUUAAACCUAAAACAAUUACAGAUUUGAUGACUAAAGUAUGUUUUGGUUAGACAGAUUCAAUCCGCUGGAUAUAAAACUAAAAUUCGGGUGAAAUCUUGAUUUUUUCGAGAGAUUUGUCAUCUGUCGGAUUUCAAGACGGGCGCUUAAACGAAUCAACGUCACUCUGCGCAUACGCUAAAUAAUGUGGCAGAACAACACUGGAACAAACGCCUCAUCAGGGAGAGAAGAGUCACGUGGGCAGGGCCUGAAUCACGUGGAGCUGGUUCUUUUCCUGGUGUUUGCCUCGCUCCUCGUCAUCGUCACGAUCAUCAAUAACCUGCUGGUCAUCCUGGGGGCGUGGUCUAAUCCGCGCCUGCGCCGUGGGACGUACAGUAUCUUUGUGAGUCUGGCUGUGAGUGACGUGCUCGUUGGCGCAGUCUCCAUGCCCUUAUGGAUCUAUAUGGUUGCUUCCGGCGCUCAGAUGUCUCGCAAUCUCUUUCUGCUGUACAUCGUCUUUGAUAUUUUCAGCGCAAUGGCGUCAAUACUUCACUUGGCUGGAGUGAGCGUGGAGCGGUUCAUGGCUAUUUCUAGGCCCACGAAGUACAUGCUGUUGACUCAAAAGCCUUACAAGAAUGCAAUCAUCAUAAUGUGGCUCUUAGCCGCCUUAAUUGCUUGCCUGUUCCCGAUACAGACAACAUUCCAGUGGUCCACCAUCUUCACACUGAUGAUGUUCUCGUUCGGGUUUAUCAUUCCACUGAUCAUCAUUUCGUCCAUGUACAUCACGAUCUUCAAGAUUUCCAAGAAGGUUAUCGUGCCAAUAGAGCGCCGCGUCAGCUCUGAUGAUCUCAAGAGACAAAUGCGCAAAGAACACCAGUUAGCGCGCACCGGGGCACUCGUCACUGGGCUCUUCUUUGUCGGGUGGCUACCAUUCUUUGUGGUCAGUCUUAUCGGGAAUUUCUGCCCUCCAUGCUUGAAGCCCUACCCGGGGUUUGACCUCAAAUUGACUGCGUUUGUGAAGUUCAUGCAUUACGGUAACAGUAUGAUGAAUACAUUCGUUUACGCGUUUCUCAACACAGAGAUGAGAAGGACGUUUUCUAGGCUCCUAAGGCACAUGCUUGAGAGGAUGUUUCAGCCUGCCUGCCCGGCCCCCGUGCAGCGAGCGUGGGACAGGACCCAGAGAUGGAGAAAACUGCAGCGGAGGCUCCAGACUACUUGAUAUAGACACAAAUGGACUAUAAGCAUCCAUUCUGGGUGAGGUACUUUAUAAAGCCAGGGGAGUGUUAUAACAAUGAGAGGUAUUUUAUAAAGCCAGUGAAGUGUUAUAACGAGGUGAGGUACUUUAUAAAGCCAGGGAAGUGUUAUAACAAUGAAAGGUACUUUAUAAAGCCAGGGGAGUGUUAUAACAAUGUGAGGUACUUUGUGAGAUACUGCACGGUUAUAUUGCGAAACAAAAGGAAGAGACAUUA
This is a messenger RNA of Nematostella vectensis (starlet sea anemone), 2054 nucleotides long. RefSeq names its product octopamine receptor beta-1R. Gene Ontology annotation, biological process: chemical synaptic transmission; G protein-coupled receptor signaling pathway, coupled to cyclic nucleotide second messenger. The record is from RefSeq and is a predicted model, not a curated record. Lineage: Eukaryota; Metazoa; Cnidaria; Anthozoa; Actiniaria; Edwardsiidae. Bases 791 to 1804 code for a protein of 337 amino acids. The transcript has 2 exons. Gene Ontology annotation, molecular function: G protein-coupled serotonin receptor activity; neurotransmitter receptor activity. Gene Ontology annotation, cellular component: dendrite; membrane.